AAAUAAUCUAAAAUCGAAAUAAGAAAAAGUAUGUCAUCGGACGGGGAAGUUCACUUUGAGUCCAAGGCUGAUUCUGGGGCAUCGAAAACGUUCCCACAACAAGCUGGUACUAUUCGUAAAAAUGGAUAUAUAGUCAUCAAGAACAGACCAUGCAAGGUUGUUGAAGUCUCCACCUCGAAAACAGGCAAGCAUGGACAUGCAAAGUGCCAUUUUGUGGGAAUUGACAUUUUUACUGGCAAGAAGCUUGAAGAUAUUGUUCCUUCUUCCCACAACUGUGAUGUUCCUCACGUCACACGUACAGAUUUUCAACUGAUUGACAUCUCUGAAGACGGUUUUGUGAGUCUUCUAACCGAAGCAGGGAAUACGAAAGAUGAUCUAAGGCUUCCCACCGAUGAAAAUCUGCUCUCACAGAUUAAAGAUGGGUUCGCCGAAGGGAAAGAUCUUGUGGUUAGUGUUAUGUCUGCUAUGGGAGAAGAGCAGAUCAAUUCCAUCAAAGACAUCGGCAAGAAUUAAACACGAUAUCAUAGUUACAUUAUACCAACACCAUGUUUAUGACUGAACCAAGACUUAUCCCAUAACAGUAUGUAUUGUAAAGAUGGUCUUGUUUAGAGGUGUUUCGUGACACCUUUGUGUGUUAUAUAUAGGGCAAUGAUCCAUGUACUAAACAUAGGACAAUAAACUUG
This is a messenger RNA of Erigeron canadensis, 683 nucleotides long. Its product is annotated as eukaryotic translation initiation factor 5A-like. NCBI's taxonomy places the organism in Eukaryota, Viridiplantae, Streptophyta, Magnoliopsida, Asterales, Asteraceae. Gene Ontology annotation, biological process: positive regulation of translational elongation; positive regulation of translational termination. The coding region runs from base 31 to 513 and encodes 160 amino acids. Gene Ontology annotation, molecular function: RNA binding; ribosome binding; translation elongation factor activity. The transcript has 5 exons. The record is from RefSeq and is a predicted model, not a curated record.